Molecule: messenger RNA, 3774 nt
Organism: Cydia amplana
Lineage: Eukaryota; Metazoa; Arthropoda; Insecta; Lepidoptera; Tortricidae
Exons: 2
Coding region: 1-3774 (1257 amino acids)
Biological process (GO): DNA integration
Molecular function (GO): nucleic acid binding
Source: RefSeq, a predicted model, not a curated record
AUGACCGCACGCGUUGAUCGUUUCCAAUUCGAUUCGUUCGAUAACAAAACAGAAGACUGGGAUUAUUAUAUCCAGCGCUUCGAAAUUGAACUACAAAUUCACGGCCUCGACAAAGAAACUUCUGAGGAUAAACGAAAACAACUUCUUCUUUCUCGGAUUGGACCUGCAGCCUUCAAGGUACUCGUAGAUUACUAUCGACCAGUUGUCGUUACUACGAAGUCGUACGAUGACUUAAAGAAGGUGCUUAACGAAUAUUAUGAGAAAAAAACGUACGUUCUCUCAGAAAGAGUUACUUUUGCGACUAGACACAGAAAAGCAGAAGAAACAAUCACACAAUUCAUCCUCGAGCUAAGAUCAUUAGCGGGAUACUGCGAAUUCGGAACCACCCUAGACGAACGUAUAAGAGACCAACUGGUAAUCGGCAUCAAUAACAGCACAUGGCAGCAAGAACUUAUUAAAGAACACCCAACAAACAGUGCUAAACUCUCCGAUGUUAUAGCCACAGCAAACAAGCUUGAACAAGCAGAACUACAGAGCCAACGUUUAACGAACAACCCCCAGAUGGGUACUGAACAACAAACCGUUAACAAAAUAAGGCCCAAAACUCAUCGGCCUACUCAACAACAAACUCCUAAAGUAAAAACAUGUAUGUUUUGCGGACGUGAUUUUCACACGAACAUGAAUGACUGCCCGGCAAAAGGAAAACGAUGUAAUGCCUGCGGCAAAGAAAACCACUUUUCAAGCGUCUGCAUAACCAGCGGUAGGCUCAAGUUAAAACAGAACAAUACCACUAGACAAAUAACAAGGCAAACAGACAGCGACGAUGACAAUUUUGAUGAACAGAGCAUACACACAUUUGCUGUGAAGAGACACAACAACCCAACUACAAAAAUUAUGAUACCAACUCAACUCAACGCAAAAAGGGUCGAAAUGCUAUAUGAUCCAGGAGCAGUGCAUUCCGUAAUUGGAAAAAACCUAUGGAAUUCUAUUGGACGUCCACCACUAAAGAAAUGCAAGAACCUUAUGGCUUACACGGAAGUAGAAAUCGAAACAUUAGGAACAUGCGAGAUAACAGUUAAUGCUUUUAACAUUCAGAAGGUAUUGACCGUUUACGUUACGCUACGAAACGACAUUCCACUUUUUGGGCUGGAUUGGUGCUUAAGUUUCAAACUACCUUUGCCCCCUGGAGCCAGGCUGUGCAAUAUAAAAACACCUGCAGCAAUAACCUCAACCCAGCACGACACAAAACAUAACAACGCAGUACAGAACAUCCUUCAAGAUUUCAAGUCACUCUUUGACGGUAAACUUGGAACUAUAAAAGGGCAUAGUGCUAAGAUUCACAUACCUAACGACGUGACGCCCAAAACAUUUCGACCUCGCCCGGUACCACUCGCCUUACGUGAACAAGUGAACAGCGAACUACAACGACUAGUCCAAGAAGAAGUUAUAGAACCAGUUGACACUAUGUCGACUCCAAUUGAAUGGGCCUCCCCAAUUGUCAUUGCAAUUAAGGCUAACGGAAGCAUCCGCAUUUGCGCCGACUUCAAAGAAAGUGUCACCUUUCUAGGACAUAAAAUAGACGCCAGCGGUCUACACCCGACGGAAGAAAGAAUCAAUGCAAUUAAGAACAUGCCUAUUCCGGCCAACACAACGGAACUCCGAGCACUACUAGGCUCGUUAACAUAUUAUGGCCGUUUCAUAGACAGCCUUCACAUGAGAUGCGCCCCAUUGUACAGACAUCUAAAAAAGAACCAAAGGUGGAACUGGACCGAAGAAGACACAAGAAUAACGAACGAACUCAAAAACAUCCUGACGUCAUCGGACACGCUCGUACACUACGACGAAAACAAACCGAUAUAUCUCAGCAGUGACGCAUCAGAGAAGGGACUUGGUGCUGUUCUAUUUCAUAAAAUCAACGAGACGAUGAGACCCGUGGCGUAUGCUUCGCGAACACUCUCCGACGUCGAACAACGAUACUCGACUAUCGACAGAGAAGCAUUAGGGAUCGUGUAUGCUGUCACGAAAUUCCACCAAUAUCUUUAUGGUAGAAAGUUCAUCCUGUUAACUGACCAUAAACCCCUGGAAAGGAUUUUCAGUCAAGAUCGAGAAACACCCAAAAUCGCUAGCAACCGGCUCCUUAGAUGGGCCAUGAUCUUAAACAGCUAUGAAUAUUCUAUCCAUUACCAGGCAGCACGAGAAAACACCCCCGCCGACGCACUAUCAAGACUACCGAUCGCAUGCAACGACACAACACUAGAAGAAAGAACCGGGCUACCGCAAUUCGCCCACUUACUACAUCUGAGACUCGAGAACAUUCCUUUAACAAAACACGAGCUACAAAAACAAACACUCAAAGACAAGACGCUCAACAUUAUCAAAAAUUAUAUCAUAACGCAUUGGCCAGAUAAGAAAGACCUUUCCAACGAGCUGCACACGUUUUAUGAAAAAAGGGACCAGAUAUCAUACGAAGACGGAAUCUUACUUUGGAACGGAAGACUCGUCAUACCAGAAACACUCCGACCACAGAUCCUGGAAAUGCUACACGACGGCCAUAACGGCAUCACAGCUAUGCAGUCACUGGCACGUCUUCACGUAUAUUGGCCAAACAUUGACAAAGACAUAUUAACUUUCUCAAAAAGGUGCAGUCUAUGUCAGCAGUCCAGAAGCAACACGAAUGAAGCUCCGGUGUUUCCGUGGGGAAUACCAGUCGAGCCUUGGCACAGGUUACAUGUAGACUACGCGGGGCCAUUCUUAGGUCACAUGUGGUUAAUAGUUAUAGACGCCUAUACGAAGUGGCUAGAGGUUGUGCCGAUGAACGUUACAACGACGAGGGCAACAGUGCAGAGAUUAAAGAACAUAUUUGCUACAUUUGGAACACCAAGAUAUAUCGUAAGUGAUAACGGGCCGCAAUUCACUUCAGAAGAUUUUAACCAUUUUUGCCAAGUUUCAGGCAUUACGCACAUUAAAACAACACCCUAUCACCCAAAAACGAACGGAUUGGCGGAGCGCGCAGUGCGCACGUUUAAGGAGCGAAUGCUAGCCAGUGACAGGAGCCUUGACCUCCAUGAACGCCUUAACAGCUUCCUUCGAGGAUACCGCAAUACCCCACGGCGCUCAACAGAUCGAUCGCCCUACGAAAUGAUGUUCGGAAGGUCAAUACGCACUACUUUCGACCUGUGGAAGCCUGACGUAAGAGAGAACAUGGAAAAGGCACGCCUCAAACAGAUACUGAGACCUACCAACAAAGUAGUUGUGCCUCCGGUAUAUAAACCUGGCGAUAAGGUUUGGAUAAACAAACCUAUCGGUAAGGGGUCUGACCCUGGAACAAUCAUUAAAUGCAACGGACCUUAUUCUUACGAAGUAGAACUCACGAACGGAGUACAUAAACGCAAACAUGUAGAUCAGCUUCGCCUAAGAUAUGAACAAGUACCAAAGACAGCCAUCGACAUAAACCAACAAACAUCUCGACAUGUGCCCGAAACUAGACAACCCGAAUCUGAACAAGUCCCAAGGAGAACGAUCAAGAUCAAAAACUUUACAUACUACAGACGUAACGUUAACACUCGAGAACAGAGUGGCGACCAUGGCGAACAACCGGCCCCAGUAGCGCCCAACCGAGAUCACCCAGACGGUCCCAUGCCCCCACCGGCACCUGUGGCCUCCACCAGCAGGGAUACAGGCGGAGGAGCGGCCGAGCCGCCUGCGCCACCCUCACCGCGCCGGUCGGGACGGAAGACGAAACCACCGUCACGUUUUGGCUUUUUCGGAUUAUAG